Dictyostelium purpureum is the source of this 2784-nucleotide messenger RNA. RefSeq lists its product as uncharacterized. The record is from RefSeq and is a predicted model, not a curated record. Gene Ontology annotation, biological process: lipid metabolic process. NCBI's taxonomy places the organism in Eukaryota, Evosea, Eumycetozoa, Dictyosteliales, Dictyosteliaceae. Bases 1 to 2784 code for a protein of 927 amino acids. The transcript is spliced from 2 exons.
AUGUCCUCUAAUAAUAGUGAUAUCAACUGUUCAAGGGAUAUGCAUGAUGAAGAUAUGAAUAUUGAUGUUACAGAAAAAGAAUGGAUAUUUACAAAUAAAAUUGUAAAUGAACAAAGAGAUCAUACAUCAGAUAUAAAGUUUAAUAAUAAUAAUAUAAACAUUCAUAAUAGUAAUAACAACAAUUAUAAUGAUACAGAGUGUAAUAAGAUUAAUACUGGUAGUAAUAACAAUAAUAAUAGUAGUAGUGUUGAUAACUUAAUUAAUGAUAAUAAUGUUAAUAUAUUAAAUAAUAAAUUAAUUUCUUAUUAUAAUAAUAAUAGUAAUAAUAGUUCUAAUAGUAAUAAUAAUAGUAAUAAUAAUAAAGAUAUAAAAGAAGGCGAGAAAAUGAGGCCAAUUGGUGAAAAUAUUAAUAGUAUUUUAAGGGAUUUGGGUAAUAGUGCCACACUGGAUGAAUGCACUCUUGAUAAAAAUUGUAAUAUUCAUCACGGUAAUAAAAAAGAAUGUAAUAGUAGUAUUAAUGGUUCAGACAAUACAAAUAAUUCAAAUAAUAAUAAUCAAAAUAGUAAUAAUACGAUUUAUAAUAAAAGCAUUGGAAAUGAAUUAAAUGUUCUUCAACAAAUUGCAGAAAAAGAUAAUGAUCAUUAUGAUUAUAGAAAAACAAUUACACCAAUUAUUUCAAUUUCUGGCGAUUUAGAAAAAGAGUUAUCGGAAACUUUCAAGUCAUCAAUUAGUUUAAAAAAGGAUAAAGUAUUCAUAUUCAAAUCAAGAGAUUUUGGUGAAGGUGAAGGUCAAAUACCAAUUUCACUAUCAGCACCAGCUUCACCAGUUACAUCAGAUGAUGAGCUUGUAAGGGGUGAUAUUCACGAUGUCCUUUUUGAUACCAGUACACCGCUAAUAAUGAAAAGAGGUUUGGAAGUUAAUGGUAGAGAAGCAAAUCUUUUAUUCAGAAGCAAAGAAACCGAGAAUCCACCACAAGAUUCACCAACUGUAAUGCCAGAUAGAAUAGAGGUCAGUGACUCAUCUUCAUCAGAUGAAUCACCAUUAACACCAGAUGCUCCAGGUAAAAUGGUCGUUACAGAGAUUAGCGCAUUUGAAAGCCCAGUUACAUGUAAAUUGGUCCAAACCCAAAUCGAAAGAAAACCUUCAUUUAGAAAAAAAUUAAAGUUUAGAAGAAAUUCGCAGCAACUACCAGAAAUUAAUAUAAGCGAAUUGGAAGAACCUUGCCAUAAUAUCAUUGAAGAGGGUAAACAUUUAUCUGAACAGGCAAACAAAUCAAUGAAGGUUAUAUCCGAGCUUUUAAAUAAAUUGUUCCUUAAAAAGAAAUAUAGUAAAAUCGAUUUAUUUAUGGGAUUGGUAUUAUUAAAUAGUUAUUACAAAGAAAUUGUAAUUAGAAACUGGGAUUGUAUGUCAAAUAAGGAGCAGUUAGAGGAGGGUUUACGUUACAUUAGAUUUAGUACUGCUGCUUAUGGUAGAAAGUUAUAUUACGGUUUAAUGAGUUCAGGAUUCAUUAAGUUUUUAAAAGGUGUAGUUGGAACCGAUUCCACAAAUUUAAAAAUUAUUUCAAAGCAUACAGGUGUGAAGAAAGAAGAUAUUAUUACAUCAAAAUGGUUUAGUUCCAAAUACAGUCCAGGCCACUAUUUAGCAUUAGACCACGAAAAGAAAUCAUUGGUAUUUGUUUUAAGAGGUACUUUUAAUUAUUUUGAUGUAAUUACCGAUUUAGUUGCAAAGUCAUAUCUCUAUAUGGAUGGGUGUGCUCAUUUAGGUAUCUUGUUAUGUGCUCAUAUGAAGAUGAAAGAGAUGUAUGUGCUAAUUAGAAAAACACUGGAUAUUUACAAAGGUUAUAGAUUGGUAGUUACAGGCCAUAGUCUCGGUGCUGGUGUCGCUUCUUUAUUCACAAUUCUUUUCCAUGACAUGCAUCCAGAAAUCCCAAUUCACUGUUUUGCUUAUGGCGUACCAUGUAUAUUAUCAUUAGAAGUCGCUUCACACCCAAAAAUUAAAUCAUUAAUUACAACAUAUUGUAUGAACGAUGAUAUUAUUCCAAGACUAUCAUUCAACUCUUUAUUCUACCUUAGAGAGGUUAUAGAUUCAAUCUUACUCCAAAGCAAAACCAAAAUUCAAAAAGUAUUUCAAAUUGUUUCAUCAGGUAAUAAUUUGGGUCAAAAAAUGACUAAGCGAUUUAGUAAAAUUUUAAAAGUUGCACCAACUAUUGAUUUAACGAAUGUUUCACACUCACCAUCUGACGAGCAAUCACUUUUCCCACCGGGUAAUAUUUUCCGUUUAGUAAAGUUGUCAAAGGGUAUCUAUGUUGCAGAAGCAACCGAUCAAAAAUCUUACGAUAAAAUUAUUGUUUCAAAUUCAAUGUUUACAGACCAUAUGCCAAAUAAAUAUGAAAAGGGUAUUACAUCUGCUUUGGAAAAUAUUAAUAAAGAGGAGUAUACAAGAAAACCAUUAAAUCACUAUAUUGACCCAGAGACCAACAAAGAAGGCAAAGAGUCUAUAGGUGAUUUAUUAGAAAAAGAAUCCUUUGAAAAAAACCAACAAUCAUCUCCAUCUCAAUCAACACCAGAAAUAUCAUUACAAAAAACAGGUGACAUUGCAACAUCAUCAGGUGAAACACCAGGAACACCAUAUAAUUUAAUUAAUAUUAUUCCAUCAUCAUUGGGUGCUUCGGUAAACAGAGAUGAAGAGAAAAAAGAUACUCAUAAAGAUAAACAAAAGAAUAAAAAGAGCCAUAAAUCAAAAGAAAAAGCAAUUGAAGAAAAAGAAGAAAAAACUAAAAAAUAA